GUUUGACAUAAUUUUCAUGCUACGUAUCUGUGGCUACAUACAUAAUGACGCAUAUCAGCUGAUAGUCUAAGUUCAGUUGAAUGUUUAUUUAUAUGUUUUAAGUCUAAUAAAUACCUUAAUACGGUUCAAAGAUGUCAUGCAAUUCCUGUGCAAAACCAUUUUCACUGCUUCGAAAAGAGGUAGGGCUGCCAUCCAUCCGGGUUUCCCCGGAUUUGUCCUCGUUUGGAGGCCGUCCGGGCGGGCUUUCAAAAAGUGUCCGGGGAACACUUUUCAUAAAGGAUGUCCAAGUUGCGGGUUCAGCUACUGCUCCAAAUGUUUGGAAAACAAAAUGUUUGUAGAAAGGCUAAAUACUGAAGCUAAGGUAUGUGCAAAAUGUAAAAACAAUAGUUCAAAGCCCAAUGAACCCAAAACUAUUGAAGCACCUGAUGCGUACUACAGGAGAGUAGGUGCAAUUACUGAAAACCAAAGUGCAAACACAGGAGUGAAUACAAACAUGACAGACCUGCAAAUACUAGAAAGACUCAAAAAGUUAAAGGAAGACAGCAAAGUUACUCCCAAAUCAACAGAUGAAGAAAUUAAGAAUCGUUUGCAGAACAUAAGAGGAGAAAUUCCUACAACUUCAGAUGCUGAGAUAUAUUCAAGACUGGCAAAAUUAAAAGGCAUGCCUGUUGAAACUGUUGCAGCUAAGCCAGUGUUACCACCUCCAGACACCCGAACAGAGCAAGAGCAAGCUGAUGAUUUACUGAAGCAAUACAUGGAGCAAACUAAUAUUGAUACUAAAUAUCAAGAUGAGUUUGACAGUCUUGUCCAGGAUAUAGAGACUCGAAUAACUAAACUUAAAGGAACAACUCCCACAAAACCAGUAGACAAUCCGCAAACAGAGGACUCAGAUGAUGAGGAGACCACUGUCAAGAAAAUUCUUGAAAAGAUUAAAAUAGAGGACUCACCUAAUGAUGAGAUUCCACCAUCAGAUGAGCUGCCAUUUUGUGAAAUAUGCAAUGAAGACGCAAGGAUGAGGUGCCUUGGAUGCCAGUAUUUGUUUUGUAAGAGAUGUUUUAUGGAACACAAAGAUGAUGAUGAUGGCUGUAAUAGAUAUGUUCCCUAUGAAGCUCCAAAGAGCCACUAAAUAAAAAUGUUAAUGCACUAAAAAUCAUGUAACAAUAAAAAAUAUAUACUGAUAGUGUAAGAAUAAAUAAAUAAAUAUUAAGAAAUAAAAUCAACUAUUAUCAUG
Helicoverpa armigera (cotton bollworm) is the source of this 1231-nucleotide messenger RNA. Its product is annotated as abscission/NoCut checkpoint regulator. The record is from RefSeq and is a predicted model, not a curated record. Lineage: Eukaryota; Metazoa; Arthropoda; Insecta; Lepidoptera; Noctuidae. Gene Ontology annotation, molecular function: phosphatidylinositol-3-phosphate binding; metal ion binding. Gene Ontology annotation, cellular component: midbody; centrosome; cleavage furrow. Gene Ontology annotation, biological process: abscission; mitotic cytokinesis checkpoint signaling. The transcript has 7 exons. Bases 137 to 1126 code for a protein of 329 amino acids.